Messenger RNA from Durusdinium trenchii, 1226 nucleotides. The record is from the annotation of a GenBank genome assembly. NCBI's taxonomy places the organism in Eukaryota, Dinophyceae, Suessiales, Symbiodiniaceae.
GAAAACUAUGAUGAAAUUGCUUUGGUGAGGACGAUGUACGGGCACUUGACUCCGGCCGGGAAGACGGAUCGCAUGAACGGUCGUACCUGGAAGUCUAUGAUCACUUCGGGCUGGUGACGAACCGGUCGAUCUUUGGGCAUGUGAUCCACUUGUCCCAGGAGGACUGGGACUUGAUGGGUCGCAAGGGCGGCAUCGCAGCGCACUGUCCCACUUCGCCCCUCGCCGCAAGCGACUCCGGCGCGCGAGAGGCACGAGGAACCUCUUCCUGGGCAGUGGCCUCUUCAACUUCCGUGCAGCCAAUGCAUCUGGAGCUCCCUUUGCGAUUGGCAGUGAUGUGGGAGCUGGGACUUCCCUCAGUAGCUUCCGAACCAUGAAUGAAGCCUACAAGGUCUCGAUCUUGGGAUCCACGUGGCUGUCAUCGCUGCAACCUCAUGGUCAGUUCCUGUUUGACAGGGUCCAAAUGGACGCUGGACCCUUUGAUGUUCUCUGUCCUCCAGCACAUGACAAGACCGGAAGUGGAGGACACUGGCCGAUCGACGAGAAGCCGCGUGGGCCAUAUGUGGAAGGCAAGGAUAGCUCGUACUACAAGUCGCAUAAGAAUGGCUGCUGUGCCUGCGACGAAGUGGAUUAUUCCAGAGUUGGGAAAUGGACCAUGCCGGCUCCUGAAGGCGCCGUUCAACCCAACAACAUCACUCUCACACCUGCCAUGAACUAUUACAUGGCGACGCUGGGUGGUGCCCGCGCCCUCGGUCUGCAGGACAAGGUGGGUUCCUUCUUCAAGGGCAGCGAAGCUGACAUCGUGGUGAUCGAUCCUAAAGGGACGAGCUAUUUGGAUUUCAGGCUCAACCACUUGUUAUCCGCUGACAUGUGGUCGCAGUUCUGGGAGUCCGCCGGAGCCAUCAUGAUCUUGGGUAGUCCUGAUGUGGUGGAGGAGACCUACAUCAUGGGUGUACCACGCAAAAAGGCUUGGUGAAGAGAUUGGCCAGAUGAAUCGCUUUGUCUAGUGUGUUCGUGAUUUGGUGGUCAUCACCUGAUCCCUUGCAAUGUUUUGGUGACGUCUGGGAACCAGGUAGCUUCUGCAGGCCCCGGUGAAGGGGUCACUUUCAAAUCCGGACAGUCUUGUACCAUAGCUUGGCAGGGAAGCAGAGUGAACUUCAAAAGCAUGUUCUCUCUUUCUUUCCAGCCACUUUUUCAGGGCUCCUGUCGUCCCAACUCUUGAACUGGCC